This is a messenger RNA of Plenodomus lingam JN3, 285 nucleotides long. RefSeq lists its product as uncharacterized. Lineage: Eukaryota; Fungi; Ascomycota; Dothideomycetes; Pleosporales; Leptosphaeriaceae. The record is from RefSeq and is a predicted model, not a curated record. Gene Ontology annotation, molecular function: microtubule plus-end binding. Gene Ontology annotation, cellular component: DASH complex. Gene Ontology annotation, biological process: attachment of spindle microtubules to kinetochore.
AUGGCGAACCCCACCCGCUCCCAACCCGCCCCCAACUCGCGCCUUAGCACCGUGCCCUCGCAAAAACCGCGCCAACUAUCCCAUCUCCAAGCGCAGCUCGCGCAGCUCACGGCAAACAUGGCCGACUUGGAGAGCCUGAUGCGCAUGACGGCCGGUCAGGCGCAGGAUAUGCGGGCUUUGGGUGGGUAUUCGGGUGCCAUGUUCAUGGCGUCGAGUAAAGUGUUAGGAGAGGAGACGGUCAAGGGCGGGGAGAAAGGCGGGGAGGACAGGGAGGGCGAGAAGUGA